UUCAGGUGCGGCGGGGAAACGGGAAACUCAGCAGGUGUCUUUAAUUGGAGAUCAGCAGGUGUUGAAAACCCGCAACAGCAGAGCACGCGGUCCCACGUGCAUGUAUUACGAUUUACAGCAAUAUUUACCAGUUUAUUGUGUUUGUACAGGAAUGGUCCCACCUGGAUGGAAGAUGUGAUUAUUCCUAAACCAGCUGAGCGUGGUCCUUCUUCUUUUCCUGGGCUUGGAGCACUUCAGGGCGGAGGGAAUGUGCAGUGUGCAGCUUUGCACUAACCGCGCAAGGUGUCUUGUGUCUGAAGACCGCAGGCGCUGCAGAUGUAUAGGAGGCUAUUAUGGAGACCAGUGUGACAGAAAUGCAGACAUGAAGGUGAUGUGCGGUAAAGACUACAUCACCAUCCGGGUGCUGGAGGAGUUCUUCGUCUACCACAACGUGCCGCUGGCGUCCAUCCACCUGCCCAACGCCUCGUGCCGCGCCCAGAGGGAGGUCAUCGCCGGCGUGCCGUACUACAUGUCCAGGACGUCCAAAGACAAGUACCUGAUGUGUGGCGGCAAACCCAUUCAGAAGAAUCUGACUCACAUCUCCUACUCCCUGAGUCUGCUGUCAGAGCCUCGGGUUUCCGGAAACAUCAUCCGGGAUCCAGUCAUCAAGAUGGACUUUAAAUGCCUCUAUCCGUAUGUCCGAAGCGUCAGUCUGCCUUUUCCGAUUGCUCCGUUUUCCAGCGAGACGGUGAUGCACGUCGACGAACUGGACGCCACCAUCCAGAUGUUGUUGUACACAGACAAGACGUUCGCUCGGGCCUACAGCAGCUUGCCCAGCAUCGAGCUCCGAGACAAGGUGUAUGUGGAGGUGAGCGUCACCGAGCCUGCAGACUUCUUCCUGCUGCAGGUCAGCGAGGUUUGGGCCACACAGUCUGCUCAGCCCAACAGCACGGAGGGAUCGACUCACACGCUGCUCCAGAGCGGGUGUGUGAAAGACGCGACGGUGUCCUUCAUCUCUGGAGUUAACGGAGGAAACUCCACCGUCCGCUUCAGCUUCGACAUGUUCCGCUUCCUCGCCGAGCCUCAUGACCUCUACCUGCACUGCACCGUCCAGCUGUGCGAGCGAGACGACGCCCAGUCCUGCGUCCCGAACUGCAACUCCGUCAGUAAGAGAGAGGCGCUGCAGAUGGACCCCAGCAAGGGGCUCCUGUCAUAUGGACCAAUCAGGAUCGAGAUGCCAGAACGGCCCACGUCCAGCAUCCUGAUGGUGGUGCUGCCCGUCGCGGGGGUCUGGACGGUGGGCCUCUUCCUCCUCCUCCUCAUCACUGUGGCCAAAGCGGGCAGGAGGAGACUCGCUCGAACGGAGGAGCAGUGAUGAUGGUGCUGCUGCUGUUGGCAGCAUGAAUAAAACCAC
This is a messenger RNA of Salarias fasciatus (jewelled blenny), 1393 nucleotides long. RefSeq names its product zona pellucida glycoprotein d (gene zpd). The record is from RefSeq and is a predicted model, not a curated record. Lineage: Eukaryota; Metazoa; Chordata; Actinopteri; Blenniiformes; Blenniidae. The transcript has 10 exons. Bases 248 to 1354 code for a protein of 368 amino acids.